Molecule: messenger RNA, 2805 nt
Organism: Rodentolepis nana
Lineage: Eukaryota; Metazoa; Platyhelminthes; Cestoda; Cyclophyllidea; Hymenolepididae
Source: the annotation of a GenBank genome assembly
AUGAAACACAUACAUGAUUCUUUGCCUCUUUUUGUGCAUUUAUAUCGGUGCGUUGGAUCCGUGACUACUCCUCAGCUUAUGCGUUUAGUCACCGAUCUUGAUAAACGGGUCUAUCGGUUUCAAAAUCCGGUAGUUCCUUCGAUUGCUCCUAAUGUUCAGAUUGAGUCUAUGCGAAAUCCUGUUUUGAAUCAAGUAAUUGCGCAAAAGUCCCAGCCUGCUUUUGGUUAUCUUGCUGAUCAAUCUGACCUUUUGAAAUUAGAUGAAGAGUUUGAUGAGAAUGAAGUUGUGGAAGAGGAAGAAGAGACUGCAGAUCAUCAUUUGCGGUUGUCCAAAACCGGACGUAAUCAUGAACCGUCGUGGUAUUUGCAUAAUAUCAACCGUCUUUGCAAGCAAGGCAAUGCUCAAGCUGCAGCCGAAUUUUUCUUUCAUAAAAUGCUUACCGUUGAUCGUGUGAUGCCGAAUGUCAACAUUAUUCAUGUUCUUCUUACCGGGCUUGCUGAUGUUGGAGAUUCCAAUAAUGCCUUUCAAUAUGGUUGGCCAUUCAGAGCCUGUACUGAGGACAUAGCAGCUUGGCAACGCGAACAUCGAUACCAUUUUAAAUUACCAAAUGGUGCGGAAGAAAUCAGUCCUGCUCUAGACCUGGAAUUAUUUGCUGGUCCUGCUUUGGAACGAGCAAAGGGUCUUUGGAUCAAAUUGCACGAACGGGGCUACAGAAUGUCUCGAAUCACCUACAAUACCCUUCUACAGGCUUUAGCAAAGGCCGGUGACCUCCAUUCCAGCUUCCAGGCUCUAGAUGCUAUGCUAUUGGGCCGUGGUGGUCUCCCUUCAAUCCAAUCUACUCCUCCUUCGGUUCCCUACACCUGCGUCGCCGAAGCCUUGCCUCCUUUCCGUCCAGACGACUACACCCUCAACGCCGUCCUGAUUGCCAUUCAACAAUCUUACAAGGCUGGUGUUCUCACGUCGCCUCUGGAAGCCUUGCGGUUGGCUCUCCAUGUAUGGCAUCUUAUUAUUCCUCGACUGCCACAUCGUCGUCCUAGUAUACAUCACUUUACACUCAUGGCGGGCAUUGCUGCUUUGAGUGAAACCAAAAGAAGUCGGUUCUCAUUGCCUUCUGGUACUCGACUUAAAGGCGGAUCAACAACAAGGAUGUACCUUGAGGUUAUUCCCGAGAGUCUUCCGCGUCUACGGGAACUACGGCCUCCAUCUUGUCCUCGUCUUGUAGCUUCCGGCCAGGCGGCUAAAGAUUUGAUCAGACAAACCGCCCUUCUUGCUGCUAGUGAUGCUCCCCAUGAACAGAUAGAUGCCCCUCAAACAAGCCCUACAUUACCUCAGUAUUCCCUAAAUACCGUUCCCUCAGAGUCUUCUCCUGCCUGCUCCUCCCUACUUGAAACAAUCACCCUGGAUUGGAAUGAUGUGGAUACUAUCAUGAAAAGUCCCGUGAAUCUUCUACUUCCGCUCUCUAGUGAUGGUGUCGCAGUUCAGAUUCCUUCAAAGAGAGACCUUCCUUCUGAUCGGAAUUACUUAGCGCCAUGGCAGCGGCUAUCAUUACUGGGUGGAUUUGAAGGCUUUCUCGAGUGCAUUACAGCCCAUUUCAAACUCACUCAAACCUCCACCUCCCCAUUGAUGACCAAAAUGGUUGCAUUGCUUCCUCCACCUGCGCUAGAUACAACUUCAGAAUUAGACCGAUGGGAGACGGCCUUCUUGAAAGCCAUGAAGUCUAACGGUGUCAUCCUUGACCUCCCCAUUUUUAAUUGUCUCCUUCAGAGACGUACCACCCAUGGAUUGCCUGUGGACAAAUUGAUGGCUAUUGGUAAUCGCCAGGGUCUUUCUCCAGAUGAGUUCACAUGGGGAUGCUUGGCUCGUGGAUGUCGGACGACGAAAGAUGUUAGGAAUUUUCUCUCCAAUUACUCGAAAGCAGCAUCCAGGUUAAGUUCAGGUAGUUCGGAAUUACCUGCUACUAAAACAACCGUACGGCCUAGUUUGUACAUAUAUGCAACUCUAAUGGCUUCAACCAAAUUUCAAUGGGAUUCGAAGAUCGUCAUCCUCCGGUCUUUGCAGGGUUCGAGCCAGUUGACCUCGAGAAGAUUGAAGAAGACGAAAGAGGAGUCGAAGGAUGCGCCUCCGAACGAUUCGCCUAUAUUUCCAAAUCGACGGUUUAUUGCGAACUUGGAGUGGGAGAUAUCGAAUUUUCGUGAUCUGGUCGCCCGAGGAAUUGUGCCAAAGGAUGGUUCGAGUGUCGGUGCCAGCGACCAAACCGGUGGGGUUAUCAUUCCUCCCUACUCUCUUCGGGCUUUCAAGAAAUUUAUCCCAAUCUACAAGGAAUGGGCCGAACGCACUCCUAUCCGAGAAGACAUCUACCCUGUCUCUUCAAGGUCUACCAAAGGCAGGGGUACCUUGAAAGGAUUUGACAAUGUUACCAAUCUCAUUGUCAGUGAUAGCCAUGAAAGAGUUUUUAGUCCAGAUCGUGGUGUGGAGAAGGUGCCUCUUGGAUUGUCUAUCAUACGUGGUCAAAAUGUGGCCCUUAUCGGAGAAGUAGAUGAGGAUCUGGACAGCAGGAUUGACUUUGAAAAUCUUCGCGCUGAGCCUCUUAAUCCCGUUGUACACUACAAGUUGGCUGAUUUCCUUUUUGUCUCCCUGAAUCCCCUUAAGGGAUUUGGAGAUAUGGAAAUGGGAAAGGCGAUUGGAAAAGUUAUGAAGAACGGAGUGCUCCGUGAUGAAAGCGUAGCUGUCAGUAAGCUAGAGAAGAAUUUUGUGUCUAAUGACGGCCAAAGUUUCCUUUUGAGUGUGACAAGCUUGCCAAUUUGA